AUGCAGUCAGCAAGUGCUUCAGGAAGCAGAGAUAGACGACCAUCCUAUGAUAUCCCCAAACGGUCGGCACUGGCUUGUAACCGCUGUCGAGGCCGAAAGACCAAGUGCAAAGGAUCUCCACCUCUGCAGUGCCCGGCUUGCGAAGAAGCUGGUGUCGAAUGUGUUUACACGGAGACAGAGAGGCGGGUUCCGGUACUAGAGAGUGGAUGCAGGGGAACCCCAUUCCUCUCAGAGCACCUUUGUGAUCGAAGUUGGCAAAUUCAAUCGCUGACUUCCGCAGUUCUUAGAGCAAGGCAAAGCAACGACACCUCUCCUCUGAGUGCUGAAGAACCUGUGUACAAAGAGGACGAUGAUUGGUGGUACAAAGGGAUGGAUACAUUGCUCCUCAGUCGUUCGGGCGAGCAUCACUAUGUUGGAACCGCAUCGUCAACGUAUCUUGCCCAGAAGUUGAACCCAACGGCGGAAAAGAAUUUGGCAUGGGACGUGCAUCCAAUGUACAAAGAUCCCUCGUCUUUACAGAGGCCCUCAGCUCCCCUCAUGCCACAAUUGCCCCCGUAUGAGUUCGCAAAAAGACUGUUUGGCGCACAAUAUAUCUAUAUCGGGACAAUCUUCUCCUUCCUGCAGCCGGAAGUUUUCGAAAAGCGACUGCAACAAGCCUACGGAGGUCCUCCGAACCUGGGCAACAGGGAAGAAUGUCUUGCCUAUUGUCAAAUCCUGCUGAUCUUUGCCUAUGGCCAGAUGUACUCCGUCAACCAGUGGUCAGGUAAUGACGGACCGCCGGGAUUCACUUAUUUCAAGCAUGCACUAUGGCUUCUGCCAGAUAUUCACCAGGAAGGCUCGAUCUUGUUUGUUGAGGUGUUGAGUCUCAUUGCCCCAUACAUGCAGAACUUGAAUCGCAAAGACGCCGCUUUCCUGUACAUCGGACUGGCUCUGAGGAUGGCCAUAUCCCUCGGACUCCAUCAAGAGGUAGAUGAUCCCACCAUGGGUACGGUGGAACGAGAACAUCGGCGCAGAGUUUGGUGGUCUGUGUAUAGUAUGGACAGAAUUAUCUCAGUCAAAUCGGGUAACCCUAUAUCGAUUCACGACGAGGACAUCGACGUUGCAUGGCCAAGUCCAAUCCCCGGCGUUGACGCCAACCCAUCACCACCGAGGGUAUUGGCGCACUAUACGCAGCUUUCUCGAAUCCUAGGCAGGAUUGGUGAGGGGAUCUAUCGCAAGAAACACAAAACUGGAACCAAUCUCUUGACGUCUGUACAGAGCAUCAUGCAUGAUCUGUCCGAGUGGUUGAGCCAUGUCCCACAAGAGCUGAGAAUCAAUUUCUCAGCCUUGGAUCGACCCCUUUCACGUGAAGGAAUAUCAACGUUCCUUCACUAUUAUCAAUGCAUCAACAUGACAACGAGGCCAAUGCUUCUCUAUGUCUGCCAGAAAAGAUUAGAUGCUCUUGCUAUUGGCUUGGCCCCCUUGAACUGGAAAGAAGGCCUCUCGCCUAAUGUGAUCACCAUUAUCGAAACUGCAAUCAGGGCUGCUCGCGCAAGCACGAUGCUCAUGAGUGCAGCUGCAAGUCAGAAUUUAUACGCAACCUAUGGUUUCAUGGAUGGCGAGCAUGCCUUUUCGGCUUCGCUAACCUUGGUCAUGGUCAACGUUGCAUUUCCAUAUAAUGAGAAAGAUGCAACCGCUAUGGAGACUGCGCUUUCUGUACUUCGAGGGAUGGCGGCUAAAGGUAACGAGUACAUCCAGGCGAGAUUGACUCUUUUGAUGAACCUCCGUGCGGCUAUUGGACCUCGACUGUCAACCCGCAAUCAGGCAGUGCCAGCGAACGUUCCAUUGUCACAGUUUCCGGAGUCAGUCCCCUACACGUCGUCGACUAUUCCGAUGAACAUUCCUGUACAACCGCACGAUAAUAUUUUGCAAUUUGAUAGUAGCUUUCAGCCUUUACAGGAUAUCUCUUUCGAUUUCGAUACAGACGAAGAUCCAAAGUUCUGGGAAGAAUUAACGGGGAAUCUCGACAUCGACAUGAACAUGGAUACGGGCUGGUUAGAAAAUGCUCUACGAAACGAAACGUACCAUCAAACCCAUCCUGGCUUAUAG
This is a messenger RNA of Exophiala spinifera, 2088 nucleotides long. RefSeq lists its product as uncharacterized. Gene Ontology annotation, biological process: DNA-templated transcription; regulation of DNA-templated transcription. Lineage: Eukaryota; Fungi; Ascomycota; Eurotiomycetes; Chaetothyriales; Herpotrichiellaceae. Gene Ontology annotation, molecular function: zinc ion binding; DNA binding; DNA-binding transcription factor activity, RNA polymerase II-specific. The transcript has 3 exons. The coding region runs from base 1 to 2088 and encodes 695 amino acids. The record is from RefSeq and is a predicted model, not a curated record.